AUGUGUGUAAGCACAGAACACAGAAAAUGUGACAGCGUUGAUACUGUUGAAAUAGCUGCACAAUCUUUAAGAGAAAGUGAUAAACUAAGCUGUCUGUUAACUGACGUACUGAACCUAGAAAAGAGGCUGACAGGUUCAAAGGCAAGGCAAGAAAAAAACAUUACUGAAAUAGAAGAUUGUGUGAAUAACAUGACCGAAAAUGCUGAAAAGGAAAUCAAAUGUAUAAUGGACCAUUUAGAAAAGCUUAGGAAUAAUCUCGAACAAGAAAUAUCUGAGGCAGUUAAAACUAGUAAAGAAAAACUGUGGAAAAAUUUGGAGAUUGUCACCGACGGGAUAUCUUGCGCAAAGUCUUGUGCUGAUAAAGUUAAAAAAUCCAUGGAAAAGGGUAGUGAUGUUGAAUUGUUAUUGGAAUAUUACUCAGCAAGAGCCACUCAAAUAGAGGCUUUUGAUAUAGAAAAAGACGUUUUUCGUUUGUGUGAAAAAGAACUGUCUUUUAAACAGGAAUUUAGUCCUUCUAAUGCCAAUAUUCGCAGUGGAACUUUUCUUUCAAAUAGCAGAUUUAUUGUUGCAAAUCAUAAGCUUGAAGGUCAUUGUAAUAUUUAUGAUGAAGAUUUUACUUGCAUUAAAAUAAUCGAUGGGUUGAGACAGCCUUUUGCAGUUGUGGAAUAUGGGGAUGACUUGUUCGUUACUUGCUGUGACACACGAUCUAUCAAGGUUUUCUCAUCUUCUGACUUCAUGGAAACACGAAAUAUUGACCUAGAUAUAUACGUUUACGGAAUAACACAUAAAAAUGAUGCCUUUUUUGUGGCAUGUGGAGACAAAAUUAUAAAGAUUAAUAAAAAUGGAAACAUACUAAAUGAGUACAAAACGGGUUUACGUUUUGUUCAUCUCCUUGCAUUGAACAGUGUGGAUCUUGUUUACAGUAACAAGGAGAAAAAUACAGUAAUUGCAAUGAAUGAUAAUGGCAAUAAUCUUUGGGAAUACAAGUCAUCAAACUUAAAGGAACCAUAUGGACUUGAAAGGGAUAGUGCUGAAAACAUUUUUGUUGCUGGUACAGAGAGUAGAAACAUCCACGUUCUUCCCAGAUAG
Molecule: messenger RNA, 1089 nt
Organism: Saccostrea cuccullata (small rock oyster)
Lineage: Eukaryota; Metazoa; Mollusca; Bivalvia; Ostreida; Ostreidae
Exons: 2
Coding region: 1-1089 (362 amino acids)
Source: RefSeq, a predicted model, not a curated record